This is a messenger RNA of Nomia melanderi (Alkali bee), 1441 nucleotides long. Its product is annotated as ankyrin repeat domain-containing protein 40. Gene Ontology annotation, molecular function: protein binding. Lineage: Eukaryota; Metazoa; Arthropoda; Insecta; Hymenoptera; Halictidae. The record is from RefSeq and is a predicted model, not a curated record.
AAAAAUAAGAGCUGUGGACAGGAUAACUUUUCAUGAGGGGAGUGUCACUAAAAUGCCCACGGGCGCCAAUUUAACCACCCUUGCUGUACAUGAAGGUCUCUAUAAGUACUCAAUACACAGGAGUUCCUGCUUUCAAACAACGGUCAACCCUGCAAAUGAUGCCCUCUAUCCCUUUAUGCCUAUGCCCAUGUAUAGAAUAGACAAAAAUUCCAUUUUCAUUAAUUCUUUCAAAUAAUAGAAUAUACUAGUAAAUAACUAUACACAUGUUUUGUUUGAUAGUGUAUAUAUAGUAUAAAUUAAACAAGACACUUGUUAAUUAACAAUCGAAUUUAUUGUGAAUAUGUUUAUGGUGCUUAUUUAAACAUGUCUCGGAUAAAUUUGUGAUGGAAAAAAAUGUGAAAUUCGUAGACUUACUUUCUACUUAUGAUAACAUGGACAGUAAGAAAACAAUUGGUCAGUGUUUAAAAAAAAUAAGAGACAGUAAAAAUAUAUUAGAAGAGCGUUUAAGAAAGGCUGCCAGCGUUGGCGAUAUAGACGCAGUUCAAGAAUUGCUAAAGUCAGGAGUUGAUGUUAAUGCACAGGACAUUCAUAGUGGAUGGACUGCUUUACACUGGGCGUGUAGAAACGGUUAUUUUGAUGUAGCUGCCCUUCUUUUAAUGAAUGGAGCAUUUAAGUAUAUCAAAUCUAACUUUGGAGAAACUCCAAAAUUUGUAUCUACCAAACCACAAAUUCUGAAACUUUUAGAUGCAGUUGAUUCGAAAUUAGAAUUGAAUGAUAUAACAAUGCAUAAUAAUAUACCAAAGUAUUUGAAAAAUGACUUUGUACAUGGAACUGUAGAUUCAGAAAUACAUAGAAUGACUUGCAACGGUUUAUACACAGAUGAAUUAAUAUUAAAGAUUCGUAUUGCUGAUGCUCUGGAUCCAGACUUCAUAGAAGUUGAAAUAUGUCAAAACAAUUUGACAUAUCAGACGUUAAUUGAUAUAUGCUGCCAGGAAUUAAAUAUUGACUGUACCCAAAUUGUAAAGUUAAGAAAACUUCCCAAUACUAAAUUAAGGAAAGAUAAAGAUAUUCAACGACUUCAGAAUUUCCAAGAAAUUGAAGUUGUUACUAAUGCUGUUAAUACACACAAAUAUGUGCAAAAUACAAGUAGUGUUCAGAAUAACAUUCCAACAGUGCCAGCAAAUGGAUAUCAAAGUAUUUCUAAAAAAGAUCAAACUAUUUUAUACUAAUUAUUAUGAUUACGAUUGUAUUUGUUUCCCCUUGCGUAUGUUAAAAUUAAGAAUAUAAUAUUUAACACAAAUAUUUUGUGUAUAAUCAAGGAAGUAACGCUUAGCAAACAAUAGUUGAACAUCUCAUAUAUGUCUAACAGAAUAUUCAGAUAACGAUAGUUAGAAAAGUAAUUUUUCAAUUUUAUUUACUAGAUUCAAUAAAGUAAUACAUA